Molecule: messenger RNA, 889 nt
Organism: Fomitopsis serialis
Lineage: Eukaryota; Fungi; Basidiomycota; Agaricomycetes; Polyporales; Fomitopsidaceae
Exons: 1
Coding region: 117-725 (202 amino acids)
Source: RefSeq, a predicted model, not a curated record
GCUGCAGCCUGGCCGCGCCCGCCCGAGCGCCAAUCGACCGGCCUGCGCCUGCCCGCUUGCCAUUGCCCCGGAGCACCCAGGUUGGUGGCCGCCGCCGCCUGCGCGCUGCGCGUUGCAUGCGCCGCCUUGGCUGGGCAUUGGCUGCGCGCGCGCAGGCGCCCAACUUUCAGGUCCCGGGAGGCUGGGCGGACCGCCUUUUCCGCUGGCCCCAACGCGCUCUCCAACCGCACCGCGCCGCGCCCGCUCACCUGCAGAAGACUCCUGCAACUCGUGAAUUUCAGCCUGCCCGCUACCGGCGACUUCGCCGGCGCCGAGAUCCUCCCCUUGGACGCCGGCUUCUGCUGUCCCCGCGGCAGCUUGGCCAACUUCCUGGUGCCCUUAAUCACCGGUUCCCCAUUGCCGCGCCCAAGGCACUCGCCCCCGGCGCCCAGCAGCUUAUCGAAAAACCGCGCCGCGCCCCGCAGGCGCCUCGCGCUCGCGCCGGGACCGAGUUGCCCGAUUUCGAGCCUUUCUGGCGAGCGCGCAACUCUGCGCACCCCCGUUUGCACCGCUACCGCCCGCCUCUUCAUGCACUUCGCCACCUUGAGUGCUGCGCCCAAGUUCGACUUCGUGCCCCCUCCAUGACCACCUCUAGGCAGGCUCCGCACUGGCGGCGGCGGCACCGGCAACGAGGACCGGUGGAACGACGGUGGACGCGAACUGCAGAGCGAGAAUUAGCACGAUAGUUCAGAGCCAACAUUGAUUUCAUAGAUGUUCUGUUCCUAAGCCAUAUCGGUACGGUGCAGCCCGAAACUGCCAGGGGUGAAUCUGUACGACUACGAGUGCAUACUGCGAGCGAGCGGCGAGGAGAUAGAACAUACGACGAGUAUUAUGUGAGUGAAUGAAGUGC